CCCACGGCGAGUCAAAAACCCAAUUCAAUACAUGGGGGAGCUACCUCCCCCGAUCCGGAGCUUGCUGUCCUCUUUUUCGCGCCAAUCUUUUCUCCUUCUCCUCGGAUCUUGCUUUCCUUUUAAGCUUCUUUUCACCCCCACCACCGAUCACUUGACAGGUGCCGUGGUUCUCCCCGAAGCAUCGCAUAGCGUAGGGCGCAUCUUGUUUUCGCAGCCCCCCCCUCACCAUGUCUCUGAAGACUCUCUUGCCGUUGCUCGCGCUCACCGGCGCGGGCAUGGGUUGGCAGCACAAGACCGAAGCCGAAGUUCGUGAUGCCCUCAAGGCGAACGAGCAUAGCCUAGUGGCAUGUAUCGAUGCCAGCACAGCCCUCGAAAAGCACUGGUCCGCAGUCGAAGACGCCAUCCCGACCGCCCUUUCGGUAGACUGCUCGACAUCGGCCUCGCUCUGCACCGACUUCGACGUCGCUUCCUACCCCGCCAUCCGCCUCUACCGCCAAGACGGCACGAAGCACCACUACCGCGGCCCCAGAAAGGCCUCUGAAAUCACCGCCUUCGUCCGCCGCAUGCUCCGCCCCGCCGUCGUCCCCCUCGACAGCAAGGCCGCGAAAUCUUUCAACAAGGACGACGACGUGGUGCUGAUUGCGCACAUGGCCGAGUCCGAGACCAGCCUGCGCGAGCGCUUCGCCGAGAUGGCCGACCGGUAUCGCGACCGCUACGCCUUUGGGCUAACGACGAUUGACGAGGCGCCCGGGCGGAUCACGUGCUAUAACAACGCCGACGGGGCGUUCCACAUGACGUCUGAGCUGGACGAGGUCGACUCGAUGGAGAAGAUGCUGAAGAAGUGCGCGUCGCAGCUCGUGCCGCGGUUGACGAGGAGGAACGAGGCCGAGUAUCUUAGCUCUGGCAAGUCGUUGACGUACUUCUUCUCCACGAACGAAGAGAACAUGGACUCUUGGACAUCGGCCGUGAAGCCCAUGGCGAAACAGUACCACGAGUACAUCACCUUCGUGACGGUCGAUCUCGGCGAGUACCCCGAUAUGCCCGCGCUCUUCGGUCUGCCGGCGGAUGCCACCGAGGGCGUGGCAGUCUAUAAUCCGGCUGUAGGCCUGGCGUUCCCUUUCAAGGGCGGCAAGAUCACGGUCGACGCCGUUGCGCAGCACAUUGCCGACAUCUCUGAGGGCAACGCCGACGCCUGGCAGGUGGGCGAGUCGACUGCGGACGAGGAGAUUGUGGAGCAGGUCAUGGAGGAGGUACUGGUGAAGGAGGAAGAGACAGGGGCGCAAGACGGUUCCGGGGCGGAGGCCGAGGAGGUCAAAGAGACUGAGGAAGAAAAGGUCAAGAUCCACGACGAGCUCUGAGUGAAGAAAUCUGGCGUAGCUGCGCGCUGCUCUUACCCAACGCUUUUUCCUACCAUGGGAUCGAUACCAAGGUACUAUUUGGAGCGAGGUCCCAAAUAGAGUCUCUUUUGCCGCCCUUUGUAACUCUGAUGAGGAUGGACAACACCAAAGCAACCCACCCGCCUUGUAGGGUUCAUAAAACUUCCCCUAUCCGCAUCGAUAAACCAGCCUUGGGAUUCUCGACUUGGAGAAAGAACACGUCGGCCUCGAAGCUACAGCAACAAACUUCACUGUGUAGGAGAAAGAAAAGGGGGAAGGAAGCCCGAGAAAAAGCAUGGUCAGGUCAGCUGACAGGAAAGGAAGAACAGCAGAGACCCGUCCCUUGACUAUGUCUUCUCAUCACUAGAGCCCCCUGGGCUUAACGAAAUCCACAUAAUUUCGAGCGCAGUACUCGCUCUUAUAUAGAACCAGACAACAAAAGUCGAUAUAGUGCCUCGCGGAGCCGGG
Molecule: messenger RNA, 1844 nt
Organism: Colletotrichum phormii
Lineage: Eukaryota; Fungi; Ascomycota; Sordariomycetes; Glomerellales; Glomerellaceae
Exons: 4
Coding region: 228-1358 (376 amino acids)
Biological process (GO): protein folding; response to endoplasmic reticulum stress
Cellular component (GO): endoplasmic reticulum
Molecular function (GO): protein disulfide isomerase activity
Source: RefSeq, a predicted model, not a curated record